Aspergillus ibericus CBS 121593 is the source of this 1599-nucleotide messenger RNA. Its product is annotated as MATE family efflux transporter. The record is from RefSeq and is a predicted model, not a curated record. Lineage: Eukaryota; Fungi; Ascomycota; Eurotiomycetes; Eurotiales; Aspergillaceae. Gene Ontology annotation, biological process: xenobiotic detoxification by transmembrane export across the plasma membrane. The transcript is spliced from 2 exons. Gene Ontology annotation, molecular function: xenobiotic transmembrane transporter activity; antiporter activity. Gene Ontology annotation, cellular component: membrane. Bases 54 to 1568 code for a protein of 504 amino acids.
AAUAUCUGUCUUCUCAAAGUGCUGAGCUCGGCGUGCCUUUUACCCACUUCAAUAUGUACGACACUCUCCCUAAUUACAGCGAGAGCCCUUCCAUAGGCGUUCGGGGAGAGCCCACAGAGCAUACCAUCCUACUCUCUAAGCACGACGAUCAUGCCUGCAAGAGCACGAAAAUCUGUGCACCCUUCUUGACCGAACUUGUCCGGCUGGUGAAGGAUUCUGUCCCGGUCAUUCUAGCAUACACGCUCCAGAACAGCCUUCAGACUACAUCGGUAUUGAUUGUAGGAAGGACUUCACCUGAAAAUCUAGCGACAACAGCUUUCUCGCUCAUGUUCGCCAUGGUCACUGCGUGGAUGAUUGCCUUGGGCGGAACAACCGCGCUGGACACGUUAGCCUCGUCAACGUUCACAGGAAGCUCAAAUAAGCACGACUUGGGCAUUCUGCUACAGCGAGGAUUCGUGGUCCUUGGGCUCUUCUAUGUGCCCGUCGCCAUUCUGUGGGCUUGCUCUGAGCCCGUGUUUAUUAUGCUUGGUCAAGAUGCCCAGCUCUCCAGAGAUAGCGCGCGCUUUCUGACGUGCUUGAUCCCUGGGGGCCUCGGAUACAUCUAUUUCGAGGCCAUGAAGAAGUACCUGCAGGCACAGGGUAUCAUGCGUCCUGGUACAUAUGUGCUGCUGAUAACGGUACCAUUCAAUGCAUUGCUCAAUUACCUUUUCUGUUACACGUUUCGACUGGGAUUACUCGGUGCGCCAUUUGCCAUGGGUAUCUCUUACUGGUUGUCUUUUGUACUGCUCAUUCUGUACUCCCGAUUUGUCGCCGGUUCCGAGUGCUGGGGUGGCUGGUCCCGCGAGUCGUUCCAAAACCUCGGAACCUUCGCCCGGUUGGCUAUUCUGGGCGUGGUGCAUGUGGGAACCGAGUGGUGGGCCUUUGAGAUAGUGGCGCUCGCAGCUGGCAGAUUGGGGACCAUCCCGUUGGCUGCACAGAGCGUCAUCAUGACCGCAGACCAAGUGCUCAAUACAAUUCCAUUUGGUGUAGGCGUCGCCACGUCGUCACGCGUCGGAAACUUACUAGGAUCCCGGGAUGCAGCUGGGGCAUCGAGAGCGGCCUAUACAGCGGCGUGGCUGAGUAUGAUUCUGGGAGGGGCCGUAUCGGCCGUGCUGAUGGGCACUCGACACGAGUUUGCGAAGAUCUUCAAUCCCGAUGAAAGAGUUGUACAUCUCACUGCAGAGGUGCUGCCAUGGGUGGCGCUGUUCCAGAUCGCCGACGGGCUCAACGGGAGCUGUGGUGGGAGCCUUCGGGGGAUGGGAAAACAGCAUAUCGGCGCGUUAGUCAACCUGGUCAGUUACUACUGCGGUGCUUUGCCCCUAGGUGUCUGGAUGGCUUUUCAUGGUUGGGGACUAAAAGGGCUCUGGGUGGGACAAUGCAUCGCGUUGUAUCUUGUGGGGGCACUGGAGUGGAUGAUCGUGACCUUCAGUAACUGGGACAAGGAGGUCGACAAGGCAUUCCUGCGCAUGGACAUCCACGACCGAUUGGAGACUGGAGUUACUACCAAUGGUGUUGCGACGGAGGCGUAAUGAUAGAUAGUAGGUAUAGGGUGCGUUAGAU